Molecule: messenger RNA, 1689 nt
Organism: Penicillium expansum
Lineage: Eukaryota; Fungi; Ascomycota; Eurotiomycetes; Eurotiales; Aspergillaceae
Product: RCC1 domain-containing protein
Exons: 2
Coding region: 1-1689 (562 amino acids)
Cellular component (GO): cytoplasm
Molecular function (GO): guanyl-nucleotide exchange factor activity
Source: RefSeq, a predicted model, not a curated record
AUGCCCCCUAAGAAGAACACGUCCAAGUCGGUCGAGGCUUCGGCGGAGACGGUAAAGAGAAGUACUCGAGUACGUACCAGCACCAGACAGGCUCUUGUGACGAAGACCGAACAGCCAUUGAAAGAAUCUACGAAGCCUGCAAAGUCAGCUCCAAAGUCAGCUCCAAAGUCAACCCCAAAGCCAGAUGCAAAGCCGGCCGCAAAGUCCACCAAGAAGUCCACCAAGAAGCCAACUGCAACCUCUACCAAGUCAACUGAGAAGCCAAGUAAAAUGACAACAUCUACCAAGUCGACCUCUACUACGAAGAAGCGCAAAGCUGAUGAGGAUGAGGAGAAACCUCGCGAAAUCAAAAGAUCUCGUAUCGCGCAACCUCGUCAGCCAAAGCCAAAGGCCAAAGUUGUCAUCAAUGAGGCCCCGAAGACCAAGCUGAAUGUAUUUGUCUGUGGUGAGGGUAGCUCUGGUGAGCUAGGUUUGGGCACAGCCAAGAAUGUUAUCGAUGUGAAGCGCCCACGUUUGAACAAGCUUCUGUCUGCCGAAGAGGUCGGAGUUGUACAGGUUGCUGUCGGUGGCAUGCACUGUCUGGCUCUAACCCAUGACAACAAAAUAUUCUCCUGGGGCGUGAAUGACCAGGGUGCGCUCGGAAGAGAAACCGAAUGGGACGGUGGAUACAAGGACAUUGAAAAUGACAGCGAUUCCGAUUCAGAUGAUGAAGACAGCGGAUUGAACCCCCGGGAGUCUAUUCCCACUGCUAUCCCUGCCACCGCUUUCCCCGAAGGCACUGUCUUCGUUGAAGUCGCCGCCGCCGAUAGCGCAAGCUUUGCCCUGACCGAUGAUGGUCUGGUCUAUGGCUGGGGCACUUUCAGAAGCAACGAUGGAAUCCUCGGAUUUGACGCGUCUUCUCACGUUCAAACGACCCCAACUUUGAUCUCGUCUUUGAAGAAGAUCACACACCUGACUUGUGGAGCCAAUCACGUUCUUGCCCUGAACGACCAAGGUCGCGUCUUCUCGUGGGGCUCAGGACAACAGAAUCAGCUCGGUCGCCGGAUCGUGGAGCGCAACAGGUUGAAUGGUCUUCAGCCUCGAGAGUUCGGUCUUCCCAAGAACAUUGUCCACAUCGGGAGUGGUUCGUACCACUCAUUUGCUGUUCACACCACUGGCAACGUCUAUGCCUGGGGAUUGAAUAGCUUCGGUGCAACGGCCCUCCGCGAGGGUGCCGGUGACGACGAAGCUGCUAUCGUACAUCCCACCCUUGUCGAAUCACUUUCUAACAGAGAUAUUUCCCAAAUCUGCGGUGGCGCUCAUCACUCGGUUGCCAUUGCUGGUGAUGGUGAAUGCUUGGUUUGGGGUCGUCUCGACGGUUUCCAGAGCGGCCUGAAGAUCGAUACACUUUCCGAUGACGCCGUCAUCAAGGAUGAGCGUGAUCGCCCCCGCAUCCUGAUCGCACCAACUCCCGUCCCUGGCAUCAAGGCCAAGGUUGUGGCGGCUGCCUCGGAUCAUUCUCUCGCUAUCGAUGCCGAUGGCCGUGCAUGGUCAUGGGGUUUCUCGGCUACAUACCAAACUGGACAAGGUACACAGGAUGACAUCGAGGUAGCUACUGUUAUCGACAACACUGCUACUCGUGGAAAGAAAUUGAACUGGGCGGGUGCUGGCGGUCAGUUCUCUGUGUUCACAGAGCCUGCCAGCGUGUGA